AUGUCUAACAACCACGACAACGGCAAGCAGUCUUCCCAAAGGGAGUCUCGCCGGGACAAGUGGGCUAUGAAUCUCGUCAAGUCUGACAGACUCGAGAUUAAGGGUCCGUCCGAGGAGCAGCUCGUUGAAGCCAAUAGCUCUUCUAAGAAUGCUUCCCUCACGGUCAUGGGUCAACCUCUUCCUGGUGCCGGAUCUUCCAAGGAUGCUUCCAUCGUUGCCAUGGGCCAGCGUCUCCCUACUACCCAUGUCACCGUCACCAUCCGCUUCCCCCACGGCGAUGUCCGCUUGCCCUGGUUUGUUGUUGGCCGCCACCCCAUGUUCGCUGCAAUGUUUGAGGGCGGUAUCCUCCAGUGGCCUGGUGCUUCUCCCCGCCAGGCUCGAAUCAUCACUCACUACCUACGGGCCCCCGGCCCCAACUACAAGAUGGUUUCUUGCGAGCCUUUGCCCCAUGAGGAGAGAUUGGAGCGGGAGUUCACUGAUGCUCUAGCAAUCAAUGCUCAAGCAACAUCUUUCAAUCUUCUUGAACUUGCCGGUCUGGCUCUGGCCCACAUGGAGGCGUAUGGAGACAUGAUUUCCCUUACCAGGAUCAUGAUCAAUUUCAUGGCUCAGGGCGAAUGGUACCAGCGAAAUCGGUGCUAUGUUCAAGACUACGUGACUCGCCGUUUCACCUCCACCUACCCAAUGGCUAUGCAUCAUGACCGUAAAGGGUUCGGACACCAAACUGGCGAUCCCCUGAUCGACGGCCUUCUUGGUGCAAUCAACGGCCUACGCUUCCCUGACUUGCCCUUCCCUUCCUACCCUCAUCACUACUACUAA
Messenger RNA from Fusarium oxysporum Fo47, 816 nucleotides. RefSeq lists its product as uncharacterized. The coding region runs from base 1 to 816 and encodes 271 amino acids. The record is from RefSeq and is a predicted model, not a curated record. Lineage: Eukaryota; Fungi; Ascomycota; Sordariomycetes; Hypocreales; Nectriaceae. The transcript has 3 exons.